Thlaspi arvense is the source of this 1002-nucleotide messenger RNA. The record is from the annotation of a GenBank genome assembly. Lineage: Eukaryota; Viridiplantae; Streptophyta; Magnoliopsida; Brassicales; Brassicaceae.
CUUCUCGCUGUAGAGAGAGAGAGAGAGAGAGAGCAAUGACCACAAUGGAGAUGAUGGAGAGAGACGCGAUGAAGACGGUGGCUCCUUACGCUCCGGUGACUUAUCACCGCCGUGUUCGUGGUGACUUGGAUGACAAACUUCCUAAACCUUAUUUGCCGAGAGCACUACAAGCACCAGACAUGGAGCGCCCUCAAGGAACACCAGAGCAUAGGCAUAAUGGCCUUAGUGUUCUUCAACAACAUGUCGCUUUCUUUGAUUUAGAUAAUGAUGGCAUCAUUUAUCCCUCCGAAACUUUCUCUGGAUUACGGUUACUCGGUUUCAAUAUACUUGCGUCGCUUAUCUUGGCUACUGGUAUCCACAUAGCUCUUAGCUAUGCUACUCUCCCGGGGUGGUUACCAUCUCCGUUCUUCCCUAUAUAUAUACACAACAUCCACAGGGCAAAGCAUGGAAGCGAUUCUAAAACAUACGACAAUGAAGGAAGGUAUACACCAGCGAAUUUUGAGUUGAUGUUUAGCAAAUACGCGAGGACCGUGCCAGACAAGUUGAGUCUUGAAGAACUAUGGGACAUGACCCAAGGAAACCGCGAUGCCUUUGACUUUUUCGGCUGGUUAGCGAGCAAGGGGGAAUGGGGAUUGUUGUAUGUGUUAGCGAGUGAUGAAGAAGGAUUCUUAUCAAAAGAAGCGAUAAGAAGGUGUUUUGAUGGGAGUUUGUUUGUUUACUGCGCCAGGAACUAUACCGAGAUCAAUGACUACAUGGCUUACUACUGAUCAUCACCAUUGGAUGAUGAUGAUGAGCUUGGUAGUCGAAGUAACACGCUCAUGUAGUAGCUCUUUGUAAUACUAGUUAUAUAUAUUAUGAAGCAAAAAGGUUGGUAUAUAGGGCGUAUGUUUUGUAUAGAGCUCUAUAUAUAUAUAUAUAUGUAUUUUAUAUAUGUUGGUAAUGUUUGUGAAAUUAUGCAUUUUUUUCUAACUCUUGAUAGUGAAUAUGCAUUGAUAAAAGGGC